Molecule: messenger RNA, 2584 nt
Organism: Canis lupus familiaris (dog)
Lineage: Eukaryota; Metazoa; Chordata; Mammalia; Carnivora; Canidae
Gene: PLPPR2
Product: phospholipid phosphatase related 2
Exons: 10
Coding region: 608-2023 (471 amino acids)
Biological process (GO): phospholipid dephosphorylation; signal transduction; phospholipid metabolic process
Molecular function (GO): phosphatidate phosphatase activity
Source: RefSeq, a predicted model, not a curated record
UGUGAGGCCAAAUUUAAUAUAUAACAAGGUCAGGGGUCCAGAUAUGAGUAUACAGACAGGCUCUUGAACACUGGCCAGCAGGGAUCCUUUCUGGGGGGGCCCUGGCGCUCUAGUCCACUGCCCAAAAGGGGAAACUGAGGCACAGGAAGGGAGGGUCGAGGUUCAGGGUCACGCUCUCACCCUGCCCUCCUCUUCUCCUCAGCGCCCCCACCGCCUAGUUCUCCCUCAACCUGCAUCCUUCAUUCCCUCCCAAAUUUGUCUUAACACUUUCUCGGGUCCCCAAGAGCAACAGAGGCCCCGCCCCGGACCAUGCUAAUGAGACGCCGCGGGUCCCCGCCCCACGGAUUAUGCAAAUGAGGCGCUCGGAGGCCCCGCCCCUCGCCCCUUCGCUGAGUCUGCGCGGCGCGGCCGGCCGACGGCGUCUCCCACCGCUCCGUCCGCCCGCGGGGCCUGCCGUCCGUUGGUUCGUCCUGCCGCCCAGGUGACGUCUAAGCGGAGCGGGGCCUCAAACCGUGACAGCCUCGACCCGAGCAAGCUGCGUGGAUGGGGCACUGGACCCAGAGUGCCUACCCUCACCUUCCUGGGCCUCAGUUUCCACAUCUGUGCAAUGGGGGUGACCAUCCCUGCCCUGCUGGCCGCCAGGAGCGGCUGCCCGGCCUUCACCAUGGCAGGAGGGAGACCUCAGCCGAAGAGGAGUUUCUCCAUCAUUCCCUGCUUUGUCUUCGUGGAGUCAGUGCUUCUGGGCAUCGUGGUCCUGCUUGCCUACCGCCUGGAGUUCACGGACACCUUCCCCGUACACACCCAGGGGUUCUUCUGCUAUGACAGUACCUAUGCCAAGCCUUACCCAGGGCCUGAGGCUGCCAGCCGAGUGCCUCCUGCACUCAUCUAUGCCCUGGUCACUGCUGGACCCACCCUCACGAUCCUGCUGGGGGAGCUGGCGCGUGCCUUUUCCCCCGCGCCACCCUCAGCCAUCCCCAUCAUCGGGGAGAGCACCAUCGUGUCUGGGGCCUGCUGCCGCUUCAGCCCCCCACUGCGGAGGCUGGUCCGCUUUCUGGGGGUCUACUCUUUCGGCCUCUUCACCACAACUAUCUUCGCCAAUGCGGGGCAGGUGGUGACUGGCAACCCUACGCCGCACUUCCUGUCCGUGUGCCGCCCCAACUACACGGCUCUGGGCUGCCCACCGCCCUCACCGGACAGGCCAGGGCCCGACCGCUUCGUCACUGACCAGGGUGCCUGUGCCGGCAGCCCCAGCCUGGUGGCCGCUGCGCGCCGUGCCUUCCCCUGCAAGGAUGCCGCCCUUUGCGCCUAUGCAGUCACCUACACAGCGAUGUACGUGACUCUGGUAUUCCGCGUGAAGGGCUCCCGCCUGGUCAAACCCUCACUCUGCCUGGCCCUGCUGUGUCCCGCCUUCCUGGUGGGCGUGGUCCGCGUGGCUGAGUACCGCAACCACUGGUCCGACGUGCUGGCGGGCUUCCUGACGGGCGCUGCCAUCGCAACCUUUCUGGUCACCUGUGUCGUACACAACUUCCAGAGCCGGCGGCCCUCUGGCCGAAGGCUCUCCCCCUGGGAGGACCUGGGCCAAGCCCCCACCAUGGACAGCCCCCUCGAAAAGUUAAGUGUGGCCCAGGAACCCGAGGCCUGCAGGCCGCAUUCGACACCGGCACGGCUCACCCCAUCCAAGUCGCAGAACUGUGCCCGCCGUGGCCACCUGAUCCCCAGCUGCGUGUCCUCCAGGGCUCCAGCCAUGUGUUCGUCGCCCCGUGUGCCCCGCCCUCGAUUGAGGUCUGAGCCGACGCCCCUGCCCCUGCCCUUGCCCCUGCCCGCACCAGCCCCCAGCCAGGGCCCCUCACCCUCCUCCCCUGGACCUGGGGGGCCGGGUGGGGGUGGCGGACGUGGUCGGAAGUUACUGCUGCCCACGCCCCUGCUUCGGGACCUGUACACCCUUAGCGGACUCUAUCCCUCCCCCUUCCACCGGGACAACUUCAGUCCUUACCUGUUUGCCAGCCGUGACCACCUGUUGUGAGGCCCCACCACCCUCCCAGAAUCAGCCAGGCCCCCAUUCCUUCCCUGCCACACGUGUGUGUGCGUGUGCCAUGUGAGUGCCAAAGCCCUCUGUGCACAAACCAGCCAAGCCUGGACAUUAGAGGCUGGCUGGAAGGACAUAUGGGGGGGCGCCCCCUGCCUCUCUUGCCCUCUGAGACAUCCAAGUGGGCAUAACUGGGAGGUGGGCCCUUGCCCCAGGACUGCUCUUUUAAGGGCCAAAACCUGACCCCAUUGGCCAUUGCUCAGCCAAUGGGAGCCCCCAGUUCUAAAAUUUCUACUUAAAAGGCGUUUACACCAACCAAUGGGAGCCUCCCUUCACAUCUUAGACUCCUCAGGCUAGAGGGUAACUCCAGUUAGUGUUCAGCGUCUGAACAACCAAUAGGAGUCCUUGGUUUUCAGAAUUUCUAGGAUGGGUGGGUAUGAUUCCAGUCAAUGGGGGACCGCCAAUGCCCAAGCACGAGCAAAGGAGAGGAGGAAGAUGGGGUCAUCCUUUGUCAUCGAAUCAUCUCUCCAAGUCAGAGAGUCCAGCUGGAGCAUGGGG